UUGAACACAGCCCAGCCUGCUCUCACUACACUUCACGUUUGAGGCAACACAGGAUGCAGGCUCCUCGACUCAAGCUGGAGUCACAGUGAGGAAACAGAAUGUCAGGGAAGGAAGCGCUGAGCGGAGUGGAAAAGCCCGACUCCAUCCAGGUUUAGACUCACACACGCUUGGCACAUUUUACAGCAGUAGAAGCUUAACGUUAACCUGGAAAACAGCAUUAAGAGCUUGACCUGAAGAGGAGACAUAAACCAGGAGGACGUAAACCACCACUGGACUGCAGGGUAUCAGCAGGGAUACCCCACGGAUCAACAUCAGAGACGAUGAGUCUUUCACGGAGCACCACGCUCGAGAAGGCAGCGUCCGAGGCCCACUCUGAGGCCCGCUCCCCUUCCAGAGCGGGGUCAGGAGUUACGGUGCCGCCUCCUUACUCCAUGGGUAAUGGUGAGGCCGCCGACGMCCCCCUGGAGCUCAGGGGGUCUCUGGACUGCUGGGCCUGCUCCGUGUUGGUCACCGUCCAGAACCUGAUCAUCGCCCUCAUCAACGGCGGGCUGGCGAGCAUCGUGUUCGGCGUCAUCCUCACCCCGGCUCUCGUCAUGAUCGUCUUCGGCUUCCUCUGCCACUCCACGGUGCAGCCCUAUGGCUCGUCGGUGUACUGUUCUGACCUGCUGGACGACACGGGCUGUGUGGCUCUGCUGGUGGUGGGCUUCCUGCUGCUGACCCCUCUACUGGUCCUGGCGCUCGCAGCCUUCUGCCGUCUGGCCCGGCACCUCCAGCUAGGCCUGUGCUUCAUCCCUUACAGCCGGGCCGUCUACAAGAACCUACCGGCCUCGCGCCACCGGGGGCCCGGCCCUGGAGGCUGCUGCAAGCAGCAGGAGGCCAAGGAGAGCGAGGAGAAGGGCAGCAUCUGGGUGUAGGGGGCUGUAAUAUGGAGAUCAGCUCUUUUUAUUUUUUUAAGAAUUAUUUUCUGUGCAACAGCUUGUGUUAACCUGUAUGUCAAUUCUUUCAAAUGUUAUAUUGAAAAUGAUUUUUACCGUUUUAUACUCUUUCAAUUUUAUGGAAAGUUUUUGUAGCUUUUUUCUUGUAAUAAAGGGACUUUUUCAAAUACAAGUUUCUACAGAAACCAAACAGACUUUGUUCUUUAAAAACUCAUUUAAUUUUCCAUCAGCUGCCUUCUUGCUUUCCAGGUCACUGGUGCCCAUAUUCAGCGGUCACUGUGAAAGGGGCAUGAGACACCCUGGACAGGUCACAAGUCCAUCACAGGGACGCAUAGAGACAAAAACAUUCACACUCGGGACARUUWCGAGUUACCAGUUAACCUAAUGUUCAUGUUCUUGGUUUGUGAGAGAAAACCCGGAGAAACCCUACAUUUGGACAAGAACAAMAAAGSCAAGAGACAAACCUGGGACCUUCUGGCUGUGAGGCCACAGCUCUAAUCACUGCUCUACCGUGUCACCCACUGAUAAAAGUGUAGUUGUAGUACUCACAAACUGUAUCCCRAUUUAUUCACAAAAAUGUCUCAAAGACACAUACUGUAUGUGUGAGUUUGGCAUCCUUUUAAUCUUUCAGCUGAUUAAAUCGUCUUGUUUAAGUUGAA
Messenger RNA from Austrofundulus limnaeus, 1594 nucleotides. It is a transcript of the gene tmem88a, whose product is annotated as transmembrane protein 88 a. Gene Ontology annotation, cellular component: plasma membrane. The record is from RefSeq and is a predicted model, not a curated record. Gene Ontology annotation, molecular function: PDZ domain binding. The transcript has 3 exons. Bases 321 to 914 code for a protein of 197 amino acids. NCBI's taxonomy places the organism in Eukaryota, Metazoa, Chordata, Actinopteri, Cyprinodontiformes, Rivulidae.